ACGGACACAUUAGCCGGAAAUGUCGUUAUCGUUUUUCCAGCAACGCUAACAGUUGAAUAGGUGCAGAGCGCCAAUACACAACUUCUUAACCAUGUCUGCUAAAUUAAACGCUUUGAAUAGCGAUUCUUACAUUGAUGUUAGUCAAUACAGGGACCAGCAUUUUAAGGGUAACCGCUAUGAACAGGAGAAGCUGCUGAAACAGAGCCACACUUUGUAUGUGGGGAACCUCUCGUUCUACACCACAGAGGAGCAGGUACAUGAGCUGUUUUCUAAAAGUGGAGAUGUCAAGCGCAUCAUCAUCGGCCUGGAUAAAAUCAAGAAGACAGCCUGUGGAUUCUGCUUUGUGGAAUACUACACACGUGCUGACGCAGAACACGCCAUGCGCUUCAUUAAUGGCACACGGCUGGACGACCGUAUCAUCAGGACAGACUGGGACGCUGGCUUCAAGGAGGGACGACAAUACGGCCGCGGUAAAUCUGGAGGACAGGUGAGAGAUGAGUACAGGCAGGACUACGACCCAGCCAGAGGCGGCUACGGUAAGCUGGCUCAGCAGCAUCCAGCCGGAGAGUCACGUAAUAGUUUUUAGACUGAACCUCUCCGCAGCAGUGUGCCUGAACCACACAGAGCGCCCCACCGUCUGUGCUGGACUGGACUAAUCCUCUAACAACACACCACCACAGAUUGUUUGUCCCAGUGUUACCAUGAAACCAUCUACAGCAGGCCUGCGUGGAACCACUGGACUCCGGAAAUUAGCAGCUGUUAUUUAUUUCUUUUGGAGGCUUGUUCUCUGGCUUCCUCUGUGACUUCCAUACCUGCUCUCAGUCUAGAACAUGGUAGCACAAGAAAAAACCUCAGUUACUGUGUGAUAUUUAGUGAUAUUUUCAUCAUCCUGCAUUUGGAAAUACCAUAAAUUUCCCUACAGACCGGAAAACUCUGAUGGUGAUAGAGUGACUGGAUCAAAUGCUUCAAAUAUCAAAAUGAUCUUUUUCUCUGUCUAUGUCAUGUUCAGAUAUUACACUGCUCAAGUAUUGAUUUUCAUGAAUGAGCCUUUGUGUCCCAAACUGUGUAUACUUUUUUAAAAUAAAGAAUUUUUUUGACA
Molecule: messenger RNA, 1099 nt
Organism: Lates calcarifer (barramundi perch)
Lineage: Eukaryota; Metazoa; Chordata; Actinopteri; Centropomidae
Gene: ncbp2
Product: nuclear cap binding protein subunit 2
Exons: 5
Coding region: 92-586 (164 amino acids)
Biological process (GO): mRNA cis splicing, via spliceosome
Cellular component (GO): nuclear cap binding complex
Molecular function (GO): RNA cap binding
Source: RefSeq, a predicted model, not a curated record